Molecule: messenger RNA, 1450 nt
Organism: Rhea pennata
Lineage: Eukaryota; Metazoa; Chordata; Aves; Rheiformes; Rheidae
Gene: PSME3IP1
Product: proteasome activator subunit 3 interacting protein 1
Exons: 7
Coding region: 111-878 (255 amino acids)
Cellular component (GO): nucleus
Source: RefSeq, a predicted model, not a curated record
CGGCGGCGGCGAGCGAACCGGGGCGGUGCAGCGGGAGGGGAACAAUGGCGGCGCUCUAGGUUGGACUGUGCGUCUGGCUUAACGGGCCGCCGAGCCGCGCCAGUCCCACAAUGGAUGGGGGAGAUGGUACUGCUGACCUUGUGAUUAACAAGAGGUUUGUGUCUGAAGCGGAGCUAGAGGAACGGCGAAAGAGGAGGCAAGAGGAAUGGGAAAAGGUCCGAAAACCUGAGGAUCCAGAAGAAUGCCCAGAAGAAGCAUAUGACCCACGUUCACUGUAUGAAAGACUUCAGGAGCAGAGAGAAAAGAAACAGCAGGAGUUUGAGGAACAAUUUAAAUUCAAAAACAUGGUAAGAGGCUUAGAUGAAGAUGAGACACAUUUCCUUGAUGAGGUUUCUCGGCAGCAAGAGCUAAUAGAAAAGCAACGAAGAGAAGAAGAGCUGAAAGAACUGAAUGAAUACAGAAGCACUCUCACCAAAGUGGGAGUCAGCACGGACCCAAAGAAGGAAACUGAGAAGAAAUUGCCCAUGAAGUCAGUAGAAAAUAAGAACAAAUUCUCUCAGGCAAAGCUGUUGGCAGGAGCUGUGAAACACAGAAGUUCGGAUGGUGGUAACAGCGUGAAGAGGUUGAAACUAGACACUGACCAUGAGGAGAAAAAUCAAGAAAAACCAUCCGGUGUUCCCUUGGGGAGCAGCUCAGUGGGAGGCUCCACAGUCCACUGUCCCUCAGCAGCAGUGUGUAUUGGGAUCCUGCCUGGCCUGGGCGCCUACUCGGGAAGCAGUGAUUCGGAGUCCAGCUCGGAUAGCGAAGGCACUAUUAAUUCCACUGGAAAGAUCGUCUCCUCUGUUUUUCGUAGCAACAGUUUCUUUGAUGGUCCAUAACAAAAUCCCUCCAUGUGUAAUGUAGUGUGGAGUAUCUUCCAGAGCCCUGGCGGAUGCUUGAUGCAUCCUUCUGUCCCAAAUAUAAUCUUCCUAGCUAACCUUUCAACUCUAAACCUUGGUACCCUCAGAUUCUUCUAAAAUAACCCACUGAAUCCUUUCUUUUUUCUUUCUUUUUUUCUUUCUCUCCUUCUUCAUUUCUUCCCAACUUUCCAUUUCUGGGGUGCAUACUGAGCCUGAGAGAAAGGUUGCUACCCUAAACCAGAGGGCACAUCUACUAAUGUAAUCAAGGUCUGGGGAUCAGGAGGAGAAGGCCUUAUCUUUUAAAUUUCUAAAGGAAAGAAAUUUUUUUUCUGGUGAUCUAAGAAGUUUAUACAAGACUAACAGGCAAAAAAUAUUCACUUGAAGCACUGAAGUCUUGUAGAAACAGCCAUGUGUUCUGUUUUAAAAUGUCAUUUUUAUUCUGUAUUUGAGAAAUGGGGGCAGAAUAAAAAUCAAGCAGAUGGUGAAGUGUAGAUUGCCAUGACACUGUAAAGAAGUUUUAGUGUUACAUGAUUAAAGACAUUCUGAAUGCA